Daphnia carinata is the source of this 1222-nucleotide messenger RNA. Its product is annotated as splicing factor YJU2-like. NCBI's taxonomy places the organism in Eukaryota, Metazoa, Arthropoda, Branchiopoda, Diplostraca, Daphniidae. Gene Ontology annotation, biological process: mRNA splicing, via spliceosome. Gene Ontology annotation, cellular component: U2-type catalytic step 1 spliceosome. The transcript is spliced from 6 exons. The coding region runs from base 138 to 1118 and encodes 326 amino acids. The record is from RefSeq and is a predicted model, not a curated record.
CAGACGUUUCAACCAGGUUUUUUUGAGUGACGCUCCUUCGUCUCGAGUUGCGUAAGACAAUACAUUCCGUUGUCUUAAACGUCGGCCGAAACUUGUAUUUUACUACCUGGGCAUAACACUGACCUGACUGAAGGAAAAUGUCGGAACGAAAAGUUUUGAAUAAAUACUAUCCGCCGGAUUUUGAUCCGUCCAAGAUUCCUCGCGUCCGCCAAGCUAAAAACAGGCAGUUUACCGUCCGCUUGAUGGCGCCGUUUAACAUGAAGUGCAAGACGUGCGGCGAAUAUAUUUACAAGGGUAAAAAAUUCAACGCCCGGAAAGAAGAUGUCGAAAACGAAAAUUACUUGGGUAUUCGCAUCUAUCGCUUCUACAUCAAAUGCACUCGAUGUUUGUCAGAGAUUUCAUUCAAAACCGAUCCCCAAAGCACAGAUUACGUUGUUGAGGCGGGCGCUACGCGUAAUUUCAUGGCUUUGAAGCUGGCCGAAGAACAGGCCGUCCGCGAGAUGGAGGCCGAAAAAGAAGAGGAGCGAACUAACCCCAUGAAACUGCUGGAGAACCGUACCAAAGCUUCUCGGGGCGAAAUUGAAAUGGUCGAAACGCUGGAAGAGCUAAAAGAGUUGAACAAACGCAAAGUGGUUGUCAAUUUCGAUGACAUGCUUUAUCGCUACGACGAACAACGCCAGUCGGAAGCGGCGGCGGCGGCCGCUGCGGAAAUCGAAGACGAACAGUUGAUUAAGUCCGUGUUUGGCGAACGAACUACGAGAGAAGAUGGCACGAUCGUGAAAAGGCUCGUCGAUGAUGGAGGAUCGUCCGACGAAGACAAACGACCAAAGAAACAAGCCAAAAUGCUGACGAUUAAAGCGACUGAUCUUCUAGCUGCUCCUUUAAACAAUGCCCAAAAAAAUAAGAAACCCAAUCCACUAGUUAAAAUUAAGACGGCGCUAAUCAAACCCAAUUCCGUCGCAGCUUCUACCAGCACCACCACUAUCUCAUCCACAGCUCCUUCUACUUCAACGACCGCUCCUCCAGCUCCUUCUCCCAUCGUGAAAUCGUCUCUAGGAGGCUUGAGUCUUCUGGGUUCUUAUUCAGACUCAUCUAGCCAUUCAGACAGUGAUAAUUGAUUAACCGAUCAAACGCCUUUCAAACGAAUGUGACGUAUUUCGUUUCAUGUGCAUUUGUACAUCUCAAAUGAUUUGUUUUUCAAAUACACGCAUUCUUAACCCUA